Messenger RNA from Sorex fumeus (smoky shrew), 2970 nucleotides. It is a transcript of the gene LVRN, whose product is annotated as laeverin. Lineage: Eukaryota; Metazoa; Chordata; Mammalia; Eulipotyphla; Soricidae. Gene Ontology annotation, biological process: proteolysis; peptide catabolic process. Gene Ontology annotation, molecular function: peptide binding; metalloaminopeptidase activity; zinc ion binding. The record is from RefSeq and is a predicted model, not a curated record. Gene Ontology annotation, cellular component: cytoplasm. Bases 1 to 2970 code for a protein of 989 amino acids. The transcript has 21 exons.
AUGGGUCCCCCUGCCCGCUCUGGCUUCUACGUGAGCCGCUCGGCCACCCUGCUCCUGGCCGUGCUGGCAUCCGCGCUGGUGCUGGCGCUGGCCGUGCUCGCCUCCCUCUACGGGCACUGCGCGCGCGUCCAGCCGUGCGACCCGCACGCCGCGUCCCCGGCGCCCCCCGCGCGCCAACAGCAGGAGGAGCCGCCGUCGACCGUGCCGAUCUCCACGACGGCUGAGCCCGAGGACGGCCAGGUCCCUCGCACCUCGCGACCCCCGGGGCCCUGGGACCAGAUGCGCUUGCCCCCCUGGCUGGUGCCGCUGCAUUACGAGCUGGAGCUGUGGCCGCAGCUGCUGCCCGACGACCUGUCGGAGGCGGCGCUGCGCUUCACCGGCCGCGUGAACAUCACCGUCCGCUGCACCGAGGCCACGGCGCGGCUGCUGUUGCACAGCUUCUCCCUGGACUGCCAGGACGCCGAGGUGCGGGGUCCGCUGUCCCCCGGCAAGCGGGAAAGCGCCGGCGGCCGCGUGCAGGUGACCGAGUCAUGGUUCGCGCCCGACAUGCAGUACCUAGUGCUGGAGCUCGGCGAGGCCCUGCAGCCGGGGCGCCUCUACCGGGUGCACCUCAGCUUCUCGGGCGCAGUGAACGUCGACGCUCGGGAGGGACUCUUCCUCAACGUCUAUACGGACCAGGGCGAGCGCAGGGCUCUGCUAGCAUCUCAAAUGCAACCAACAUUUGCCAGGACUGUUUUUCCUUGUUUUGAUGAACCAGCCCUGAAGGCAACUUUUAAUAUUACAGUAAUUCACCAUCCACAUUAUAACGCCCUUUCCAACAUGCCAAAGUGUGGUCAGUCCGAAAAGGAAGAUGUGAAUGGAAGCAAGUGGACUGUUACCACAUUUGACACCACACCCCGCAUGCCAACGUACUUAGUUGCCCUCGCUAUAUGUGACUUUGACCAUAUUAGUAGAACAGAAAGGGGCAAAGAGAUCCGCAUCUGGGCCCGGAAAGAUGCCAUCACUCAUGGAGACGCAGACUUUGCUUUAAAUAUCACAGGUCCUGUCUUCUCAUUCCUGGAGGAUUUAUUUAAUAUUAGUUACCUUCUCCCAAAGACAGAUCUGAUUGCUUUGCCCAUUUUUGACAGUCGUGCAAUGGAAAAUUGGGGUCUUUUGGUAUUUGAUGAGACAGUAUUGCUGCUGACGCCAAGUGAUCAACUAACAGAAAAAAAAACUAUCAUUUCCUACAUUACCUCCCACGAAAUUGUACAUCAGUGGUUUGGAAACUUGGUUACCAUGAAUUGGUGGAACAAUAUCUGGCUCAAUGAGGGUUUUGCAACUUAUUUUGAGUAUGGAAUAAUUAACUACUUAAAUCCUAAACUCACAAAAAACGAGGUAUUUUUCUCUAAUAUUUUACUUAGUAUCCUCAGAGAAGAUCACGCCCUGGAGUCUAGAACUGUGUCCUUGAAGGUGGAAAAUUUCACAGAGACAAGUGAAAUAAAUGAGCUUUUUGAUUUGUUUACUUAUUACAAGGGAGCUUGUAUGGCCCGGAUGCUUUCAAGUUUCCUGAAUGAAAAUUUAUUUAUCGGUGCACUUAAGUCAUAUUUGAGGACAUUUUCUUACUCAAAUGCUGAGCAAGAUGACCUGUGGAGGCAUUUUCAAAUGGCCAUAGAUGACCAGAGUAAAAUUGUCUUGCCAGCCACAGUCAAAGACAUCAUGGACAGUUGGACUCACCAGGGUGGCUUUCCAGUUGUCACCUUAAAUGUCUCCACAGGCAUCAUGAAACAAGAGCCAUUUUAUCUUGAAAACAGAGGCCUGAAGGCCCUUCUCACUCUAAAUAAGACAUGGAUUGUCCCAGUUCUUUGGAUGAGAAAUGGAAUUGCACAGUCUUUAGUCUGGCUAGAUGAAAGCAGCAAAAUAUUUCCGGAAAUGCAAAUUUCAGAUUCUGAUCAUGACUGGGUGAUCUUAAAUUUGAAUACAACUGGGUAUUAUAGAGUGAAGUAUGAUGAACUUGGUUGGAAGAAAAUUAAGGAACAGCUAGAGAAAGAUCCUAAGGCAAUUCCUGUUAUUCAUAGACUCCAAUUGAUUGAUGAUGCCUUUUCCUUGUCUAAAAACAAUUAUAUUGAGAUUGAAACAGCACUUGAUUUAACCAAGUACCUUGCUGAAGAAGAUGAAAUUAUAGUAUGGUAUGCAGUCUUGAUGAACCUGGUAACCAGGGAUCUUAUUUCUGAGGUGAACAACUAUGAUUUAUACCCAUUAUUAAAGAAAUACCUAUUAACAAGACUUACUUCAGUAUGGAAUGUUUAUUCAACCACAAUUCGUGAAAAUGCAGCAGCUCUGGAGGAUGACUAUUUAGCUCUAAUAUCACUGGAAAAACUGUUUUUAACUGCAUGUUGGUUGGGCCUCGAAGACUGUCUUCAAAUGUCAAGAGAACUCUUCAGAAAAUGGAUGAAACAUCCAGAAAAUGAAAUACCUGACCCAAUUAAAAGUGUGAUUUUAUGUUAUGGCAUUGCCUUGGGAAAUGAUAAAGAAUGGGACUUCUUGUUAAAUGUCUACAAAAGCAAAACAAAGGAAGACGAAAAAAUGCAAUAUGCUUAUGCCAUGGGCUGCAGUAGAGAUCCACGGAUACUUAAAAGGUACAUGCAGUAUGCCAUCAUUACGUCGCCAUUCACUUUUAAUGAAACAAAUGUAAUGGAAGUUGUGGCAGCAUCUGAAGUUGGCCGGUACAUUGUAAAGGACUUUUUAGUCGACAAUUGGCAAGCUGUGAGUGAAAGGUAUGGACCACAGUCAUUGAUUACCCUAAUGUAUAGCCUUGGGCGAACCCUAACCACAGAGCCACAGAUCACCGAGCUGCAGCGAUUUUUUAGCCAUAUGUUGGAGGAGCACCAGAGACUCACAGCUCAGGCCAAAUUACAGGCCAUCAAGAAUGAAAAUCUGAAGUACAGAAAGCACCACGCCAGGAUAGCUGCGUGGCUACGGAGACACACGUGA